AUGUGGAAUUUCACUGCGUCUGGUUGGGUGGAAUGCAAUGAGAUCGUCCAACGGAGACAGAGCCGAAGGCAAGGUCGGUUCGCAUGCUCCUGUACAAUACACUACUUCCGACUGAGAUCCAACAAAUCGGCUUUCACCCGGACUGAAGAAUCUGACAAGUCGAUUCACCACGCUGUCACUAGUAAGUAA
Plenodomus lingam JN3 is the source of this 189-nucleotide messenger RNA. NCBI's taxonomy places the organism in Eukaryota, Fungi, Ascomycota, Dothideomycetes, Pleosporales, Leptosphaeriaceae. The record is from RefSeq and is a predicted model, not a curated record.